GCGGGAGCGAUGGAGGCGACGCUGGAGCAGCACCUGGAGGACACGAUGAAGAAUCCCUCAAUUGUUGGAGUCUUGUGCACAGACUCCCAGGGGCUAAAUCUGGGCUGUCGUGGAACACUGUCAGAUGAACAUGCCGGAGUCAUAUCUGUCCUGGCUCAACAAGCGGCUAAACUAACCACCGACCCCACUGAUAUCCCGGUCGUGUGUCUAGAGUCCGACAGUGGGAACAUCAUGAUCCAGAAGCAUGACGGCAUCACGGUGGCAGUGCACAAAAUGGCAUCUUAACUUCUCAAGCUCCCACGCAACCAAGCCCGGGGAUCCAGUCCGAGCUCCCUAUGUCGCUUGAGUCGAAUGAGCUGGUAAAAAUGUAAAAACAGCCCUUGCCCACGGGCCAUCCCAGAACCAAGUAUUUGUGGCUUCCUUAUUUACAGAAAGGCUGGCUGCUUUGGGAUUUCCGGGAGCAUCAUGCUGUACUAGACGUCAGGUGGGCGAGGGGCUUGGAGCAGUCAGAAAGACAAGCGCUUGUAUGCUUCGGAUGUUCAAUAAAUCUGAAUUAGAAAAAAAUAA
Messenger RNA from Tachyglossus aculeatus (Australian echidna), 567 nucleotides. RefSeq names its product late endosomal/lysosomal adaptor, MAPK and MTOR activator 5 (gene LAMTOR5). Gene Ontology annotation, cellular component: cytoplasm; Ragulator complex; lysosome. Gene Ontology annotation, biological process: positive regulation of TORC1 signaling; cellular response to amino acid stimulus. The transcript has 4 exons. Bases 10 to 285 code for a protein of 91 amino acids. The record is from RefSeq and is a predicted model, not a curated record. Lineage: Eukaryota; Metazoa; Chordata; Mammalia; Monotremata; Tachyglossidae. Gene Ontology annotation, molecular function: guanyl-nucleotide exchange factor activity.